ACCCCACAAACCACAUAGGUACAGCUCACCAAAAUGUCACAUCUUGGUUUUUUGGUUAAAAGUGGUUUGAGCCUAAUAACCUUGGUCAGUUCAUAAAAUAAUAAAACCUCCUCUGUAAAGAGGUUUUACUCUGUUCCAGGCACUAUGCUAAGGCCUUUGCACAUAGAACUCAUGUAACCCUUGUAACAGGCUAUGAUGUGGAUGGCUUCUUAUCUCUAUUUUCUUUCUUCUUCUUUUUUUUUUUUCUUUUUAGGGUUGCACAUGUGGCACAUGGCUGUUUCCAGUCUAGGGGUCAAAUCAGAACCAUAGCUGCCAGCCAACACCAAAACCACAGCAAAGCUGGAGUCAUGUCUAUGAACUAUAUAUACCACAGGUCCUUAACCCACUGAGCAAGGCCAGGGAUCAAACUCGCAUCCUCAUGGAUACCAGCUGGGUUCUCCAACUGCUAAGCCACAAUGGGAACUUCACCUCUAUUUCUUAGGUGGGGAAAUUAAGGCUGAGAGAGCUGAAUAACUUGCUCAUGGUCACACAGCUUCUAAGUGGCAGAGCCAGAAUUGUAACCAAGUCUGACUGCAAACUGCAUAGGAAGUUCUGUGUGAAGAAUAAUUUAUUCAUUUGUUGUUUAAUUUCAGCUGACAAUUAUUAGAGGUAACCAAUGGCAGGGUCAGAGAAUUUACCACUAACCUCUAAGCUACUCCAAAUCUAAGAAAACAAAACCUGCUUGCCUGCUGCUGAAAUGUAACGUUCAGAAAGAUAAAAUCAUGACUCCCUUGAAGAUAAAACAUGAACAUAUAUCAAAAUGUUUAUUUAAGUUAUUAGUAAGGGAACUCAUAAGAUUUACUACCAGCUCAGUUUGAUGUACAGAGAUUUAUAUUCCCUUCUGACAGAAUUCGUUUGGCUCACCAUAGAGGAAUCACCGGCACUGGCCAGUAGCAAACAGGUUAGCCAGCUCAGCCUUUGUAGGGGGAAUUCUGUUGCCUCAUCCUCUCUCCCUGGUACAUGGCCUCUUCAUUCAUGGGCCCAUAGAGCAAGCACUGUGCUGCUGUGUAAAGAAGCUCAUUUGACAUCACAGAGCACAGAAUUUUGUCUACUUGAUUAUUAAGAGUCUCCUCUGCAGUGGCUGCCCUUUGAAGGCAGUGACACAGGACACAAAUAUCUUCAGUAUAUACCUGUUCAGAGGGAUCCAGCCACAUAUGUCUUUUCCAAGGUUUCCUUGUCACCAGUCUUCCAGUCCUAUUCCUUUCAAGGCCCUUACCAUCCAGCCAAACCAUCAACAACUGCCCAUGAAUCAGUGGGGAUCUGUACUCUAGCCAUCUCUCACCCCAGACGUAGUAUAUAGUUAAAUAUCCUGCUUGAAUUUCUUCCCAGGAGGAGGAUUUUCCUUCAUCACUGUCUUCACAAUCUCCCCAGAGUGGACCUGUAAUGCUCCUUCUGUCCACUUUCAUGUGGUACCAGCAUAUUAUACAGUCCCAUCUGUAAUCCAUGGCUGAGGUUUUCUCCCUCAGUCAACUAGUCACCAGCAAUCCCCUGGAGGCCAUAGGCAUGGAAGCUCAAGGACUUGUUGCAGGAGUUUGAACCAUCUGCUCAUGCAAUUUACUUGUACCUAAUGGACCUGCCUGAGUUCAGUCUCCCAUACACCACUUGAUAACAGACUGCUGCUGUGCACACCUAACCUUGUAACAAGGUAAGUAAGUCAGAUAACAUCUAUAUUAUGGAGAGAGCUCAAGCUGCAUGGACAUCUCAUUCAGCCUCUACCAAUACCUAGUAGUAGCAAGCCAGAAACUGCUUCUCCAAAGGAGAAUAGUUAUCUGCAGAAGAGGACAUAGAUUUGCUUCACAAUCCUAGAGGACUGCACUGUAGUGCUACUGGUGCUUGCUAGAGGCUCCAUACAGCUUCCUUAUUUGACACUUCAAGCGUCAUUGGAUCUGUUGGAUCAUAAGACUCAAGUGUUCUUAAUUGGCUUAACAGACCCUAAGCAGCUGUAGUGCCUUCUCUUGUUCUGCUCCCCAAUCUACCAGCCUAUAGAUGGGUCGAGGUUGCACCCGCAAAUAUGUAUGUUGCUUCCAAAGUGACCUACUAAGAGUUGUGUCUUUCUUCUUGCAGGCCAUACAAGAUGUAGCAAUUCGUCUUUCACCCUGCAUGGUGGUGGUGGGAAGGAGUAUUUCAAAAUGCUCCUAGAUUUCACUGUUGGUACUAAUUCUGUGAUGCUUCCAAUCAGGAGGAAGAGGCCAUAAAGUAACAGGAACAGAGAAAGAUGAGCAGAAGAAAUAGUAACUAUAAUAGGAGAUUGGAGUAAUGAGGGAUUGGCCAAUAAAAAGUGGAGAAUUCUAAGCAAUAUAGAGAUGGUAGCUAUCUGCAGCAGCUGAGAGUUGGGUACUCUCUCCACUUCUGUUAUAGUAAUAAUUCAACUCUACUGUGACUGUGUCUUUGUACCAUCACUGGACUGUAAGGUCCUUGCGAGUAGGGACCACAUGCCUUGUCUCCCAUUAUAUCUCCAGAGCUAAGGGGGACACUUAGCACCCCAAAGACUAGGAGUAAACAAGUUAACAAAUGAAUGAAUGAAUGCAGCCAAUAUUGGCACUCUAGCAGCCUGCAAGAGAAUUGUCCUCUUUCCUGCCACAUAAGCCAGACCCAAAGAAAGGUGUCUCCAACACACACCUGGAUGCUUCGGUCCAAUGAGAAGAUGCUGGUAAUCCUUUCAAAGGAGCCGCCAGUGGAGGGGUGUAUGCCUCAAGAAGAGGCAAAAGUCUAGCCCAACUUCCCAGACUGCCUCUAAGUUCUUAGUCCCCAAGGUAAGAGCUAAACACACACCCCCCAAAAAAAGAGUCUCACUCUGUCCUGAUUGCUACGUGAAUACGUGCACACCGCUGGGCACCGCUGGGCCCCGCUGGGCCCCGCCAAUAACAGGUGUAGGCGGGAUUCCCAGCAAAGACUACUCUCCUGACCUGACAAAGCAUCUGCCAGGGAACAGGCCGGGUGGGACCAGGCUCAGACUAGCCGAGGUGAGGCGGGGCGAGGUAGGGCGGGGCAGGGCGGGCUUAGAAAACCCGCCCGAGUCUGACCCACCGCAGAGGUCGAGCUAUGGCGGACGCGUUCAGGGAGCGCACAGCCCGGCUUCUGACCGACUACCUGGAGUACUGCGCCCGGGAGCCCGGCACCGCCGCGCGGCAGCCGUCCUCGCCCGAGGCCGCAGUGCUGCGUUGCGUGGCUGCCCAGAUACGGGAGUACAACGUGCGCACCUUGUCUGUCUACCGCGGCUUCCGCUGGAACCGUGUCGAAUUGGUGGCCUGGAUGGCACAGAAACUACUCGCAAGCCCACGUGGCCCCAACUGGUACCGCGUGGCAUCACUCUUGACCUUCGCAGGGAUGCUGCUGGAAAGACAUCCUCGGGAGGCCUGUGGGCGGAAGAAGAAGGAGGGCAACGUUAGCAGGGACUGCCGACUCCUGGUGGCUUUGCUGUGCGCUCAGCUCUCAGGGCAGCAUCGCACCUGGCUAUUGGCGAACGGCGGCUGGGAUGGAUUUUGUCUCUUCUUCCAAGGUUCAUUGCAACAAACUUGGACAAGACACAUGGUCUGGGUUUUUGUGUCAUACUGUACAGCAGUGGUCUUACUCUACUUGUGGAGAAAAUUAUUGUCCUAUGUUCUUGCCAGGUGUAUUCCAACUCUUUGGGUUCUGUUACUUUGAGAAUAGAAUCUGGAGAGGAUGUUUUGCCUUCCCAGAGAGAGCCUGCCCAGAAGAGAAGAGCUCACAGAAGGACUGAGUCAGAUUUGAGAUGAGUGGAAUGUGGAGAAACAGUUCUGAUGGUAUGACUGAAAUCUCACAGUGUGGCUGUGCCUAAAGCUACUUGGGACUCAAUAAAUUUUCUGUUUUUUUUUUAAUUGAAGUAUAGUUG
This is a messenger RNA of Sus scrofa (pig), 3892 nucleotides long. NCBI's taxonomy places the organism in Eukaryota, Metazoa, Chordata, Mammalia, Artiodactyla, Suidae. The record is from RefSeq and is a predicted model, not a curated record.